This is a messenger RNA of Daucus carota subsp. sativus, 2684 nucleotides long. RefSeq lists its product as uncharacterized. Gene Ontology annotation, molecular function: ATP binding; protein tyrosine/serine/threonine phosphatase activity; mRNA guanylyltransferase activity. The record is from RefSeq and is a predicted model, not a curated record. Bases 244 to 2307 code for a protein of 687 amino acids. The transcript has 18 exons. Gene Ontology annotation, biological process: DNA repair; DNA recombination; 7-methylguanosine mRNA capping. Lineage: Eukaryota; Viridiplantae; Streptophyta; Magnoliopsida; Apiales; Apiaceae.
AUCGUUCUUAAACAUUACAACUCCAAUUCGUUACAUUCGCCGUUGACGUCCGUCAGGUAACCACUCUAUUUACAGAAUUACCCCUCUCAACCUUCCUCUAGCAAAAUCACCUCUCUCUCUCUCUCGCUGUAUCUCUCUCAAAUCACCUCCUCCAGCUCUCACCGCCACUAUCACCCUUCUCUCUCCUGUAAAAGAGCCAUAUUUGAUUUUGGAGAUCCUGCAAAUGUUUCCUAGUUCUCGUGAAUGAUUGGCAUCAUGGAUUUAAAUGCCCCUCCUCUACCAGAGGACGACGAAGAUUCGUUUGAACAGCAUGUUGAAGGAUAUAGUGCAUUAGAGAAACAUACUGAACAUGUGAAUCACUCGGAUCAUGUUGAGAGUGCAGUUGAUAUAUUACGAAGGGAACGUGAAGAAAGACGUCAGCGCCUUAAAAGAGACCGACCAGAUGACAGACCAAUGAUUGCAUCUCAGCUACCUAGGAACGACCAGAUUUAUCAAACAAAGCACCAUAAACCUUCUGAUAGAAACAAGCUUCCUCCGGGUUGGUUGGAUUGCCCUGCAGCGGGUCAUGAGAUUGGGUGCAUAAUUCCAUCAAAAGUUCCGCUUGGUGAAGCCUUUAAUGACUCUGUUCUGCCUGGAAAAAGAUACUCUUCUAGGCAAGUGAUACAUCAGCAAAGAGUUUUAGGAAGAAAGCUUGGUUUAGUAAUCGAUCUUACGAAUACUAGUCGUUACUACUUAGUCACUGAUUGGAAGAAAGAAGGCAUCAAGCAUGUUAAGAUUUCUUGCAAGGGGCGGGAUUCUGUACCCGACAAUGAUGCUGUAAAUCAAUUUGUCUAUGAGGUUUCACAAUUUGUUGUCCGACAAAAGCAGUCGAAGAAGUAUAUUCUUGUCCACUGUACACAUGGGCAUAACCGCACAGGUUUCAUGAUAGUUCAUUAUCUUAUGCGUGCACUACCUAUAUCAGUCACUCAGGCUCUUAAAAUAUUUGCUGAAGCGCGUCCACCGGGAAUAUACAAACCAGACUAUAUUGAUGCAUUGUAUACCUUUUAUCACGAGAGGAAGCCUGAUGCUGCUGUUUGUCCUCCAACUCCGGAAUGGAAAAGAACUACAGAAUUGGAUCUGAAUGGUGAUGCAAUGCCAGACGAGGAUGAUGAUGGAGCUCCAGCUUCUCCAUUACAUGAGAAUCAUGAGAUAGAGGGACCAAUGACAAAUGAUGAUGUUUUGGGAGAUAGUAUCCCUUCUGACCAGCAAGAAGCAAUGAGACAGUUUUGCUAUAAAUCACUGAAAAUGGCGUCUGGGGUAAGAGGUCACUCACAGUUUCCAGGAUCACAUCCAGUUUCACUCAACAGUGACAACUUAGAACUGUUAAAGCAACGUUACUAUUACGCUACGUGGAAAGCUGAUGGAACACGAUAUAUGAUGCUGAUCACCAUGGAUGGGUGUUACUUAAUUGAUAGAAAUUUCACCUUUCGACGGGUCCAAAUGAGGUUUCCUUGCAAGCCUACUAGCGAAGGUGUAGCAGAUAAGACUCACCACUUCACACUACUUGACGGGGAGAUGAUAAUUGAUACUUUGCCAGACUCACAUAAGCAGGAAAGAAGAUAUCUGAUAUAUGAUAUGAUGGCAAUCAAUCAAGUCUCUAUUACAGAGCGACCCUUCUAUGAACGUUGGAAGAUGCUUGAGAAAGAAGUUAUCGAACCCCGGAACCAUGAGCGCCAUAAUAUUUAUCAAAGUAGAAAUCCUUACUACAGAUAUGACCUGGAACCAUUCAGGGUUAGAAGGAAGGACUUUUGGCUGCUUUCAACUGUUACCAAAGUUUUGAAGGAAUUUAUUCCAAAGCUUUCGCAUGAUGCAGAUGGCCUUGUUUUUCAGUGUUGGGAUGAUCCUUAUGUCCCUCGUACGCAUGAAGGACUUCUGAAGUGGAAAUAUGCAACAAUGAACUCAGUUGACUUUUUGUUUGAGAUGGUUGAUACUCGCCAGCUACUAUAUCUAUAUGAGCGUGGAAAGAAAAAGCUGAUGGAAGGGAACAAGAUUGUUUUCAAGGAUGAUACUGAUCUAUCCUCAUACUCUGGUAAGAUUGUUGAGUGUUCUUGGGACUCUGAGGAAGAAGUCUGGGUCUUUAUGCGGAUUAGGCCUGACAAAUCAACCCCUAAUGAUAUCAACACGUACAGAAAGGUUCUAAGGAGUAUAAAGGACAACAUCACCGAGGAAGUUCUUUUAAAUGAGAUAGAUGAGAUUAUUCGCCUGCCGAUGUAUGCUGAUAGGAUAAGAAGUGAUAGCAAAGCGGCUAAUUCAGCAAGGCGCAGAUGAUGGGUUUACACAGGGACUGGACAGUGGUAUUCACUCAGCAGUAUCAGAAGCUAGCAUUAGUACACAACCCUAUUCAGGUGUACGUUUAUACUUGUGCACAGUUCUUGAGUUAUUACUUCUUAGGCACUGUAGUACUGGCUAGUGCCAGGGCCUAUGAGAAAAAUAGUAUAUACAAGUUAUUGUGCAAGUGGUUGCCCAUUGAAGUUCUGUAAGUAUGUCAACUUUUGAGUUGCACCUAAUUAGCCGCUUCAUAUCUGAAGUUCUUUCUGAUGUUUUUGUCAGAUAAAAGUAACUAGCAGUAGGAUCACCAUGUAUAUCAGCUUUAAUUAGAGUACUUUUACUUCUAGUAUAUUUUAUAAAAUUAGAAAUUUGCCCUU